UUUUUGAGAUUCCAAGUUCCAAGUGGCAAAAGUGCCGAGUGCCGAGUAUCUGUGAGAGUGAAAAAUGUUAAUUUUACAUACAUUUUCAUUUUUAUUUGUUCUUAAGAGCAUUUGAAAUGUAAAUUUGAGUAUAUGAAUUCUAUUAAUAAUGUUCUCAACUUCAAAAAUGAGAUCAUUUUGAAUCUUACAGUUCUGUUUCUUAUUUUGUAAAAUUAAGGUUAUAUUGAAUUUAUCCUAAACAAACUAAAUUUAUGUGAAGCAUUUACUCAAAAUGAUUGAAAUAUCUGAUGUUCAAAAAAUUGGCGUCGGUCUUGCCGGCUUUGGAAUAUUCUUCCUCUUUUUGGGUGUUUUAUUACUUUUUGAUAAAGGACUAUUGGCUAUCGGAAAUAUUCUUUUUAUUGCUGGUCUAGCCAGUGUUAUAGGUCUGGAACGCACAUUUCGCUUCUUCUUCCAAAGGCAUAAAGCUAAAGCAUCGGUCGCAUUUUUUGGCGGAAUUGUAGUAGUCCUGCUAGGAUGGCCUCUAGUUGGAAUGAUGCUAGAAACCUAUGGCUUCAUACUUCUUUUCAGUGGAUUCUUCCCAGUUGCAAUAAACUUCCUCAGAAGGGUACCAAUCCUAGGAACAUUCCUUAACCUCCCAGGAAUAAGAACGGUUAUGAACUAUCUCGCUGGCGAUACGGGUGAUCAAAACUAGAAUUACACUCUGUUUCCAAAUGUUACUGUGUCAAGUGCUGUAAAAUCUUACAGACUUUCUUUCUGUCCCCAGAUCAUGGAUCGUCUUGCCGGUGAUUCAAGUAGAACUAUGGUGUGACAGUGACUUUCUGUGUCUGUGACAGUGUUGCCAAGUCAAUAGAAACUUAUGUCUUAAAACAUUCAUGUCAAACGUUCAAUGUUCUCAUUCAUGUUCAAACAUUCAUAUAACAUCUUAUUGUUAUUAAUGUAAGUACCAUUAUCAUUCUGGUAUUGUCAGCUACUUAGAUUAUUAAUUACAUGAGCAUGCUAAUAUUGUUCAUAACAACUGUAUUUAAAUCGUCGAUCAAUGUUUUUGUAUUUAAUACUGUAACAUUUUUACUGUAACACUUUAUAAUACUAUCGUAUAUGUAAUUGUAUUAUAGAACAAUAUUCAUCUCUAUACGAGAAUAAAUUUAAUCACUGAAAUAAUGCAUUGUCAACAAAAAGGAUGAAUAUUGAGGUGACCAACUUAACGAUUGAUGAUAAUUACCAAAAUUAAUGUUCUUUCAAAAAAUAUAUUAUGAUCUUUGUUCGGAGAA
Molecule: messenger RNA, 1268 nt
Organism: Nilaparvata lugens (brown planthopper)
Lineage: Eukaryota; Metazoa; Arthropoda; Insecta; Hemiptera; Delphacidae
Product: vesicle transport protein GOT1B
Exons: 5
Coding region: 272-691 (139 amino acids)
Biological process (GO): retrograde transport, endosome to Golgi; endoplasmic reticulum to Golgi vesicle-mediated transport
Cellular component (GO): endoplasmic reticulum; membrane
Source: RefSeq, a predicted model, not a curated record